GGUGAUCGUAAUCUAUAUCAAAGAUUUCAGUCUUACUCCUCCGUCUUACGCCAAGAGGCGGUCCCCUCAGGCAUUGUACAUUAUCCUCUCAUCUCUUCCGUAGAUACCUCUCCACGAACACAAGCAUGGCCGCGACGAUUGAGCUUGCCCAAACAGGCAAGCGUGACUGGCUGCAGUCUCUCGAGAAGCAGUAUCAGCAAAAGUGGAAGGAAGAUCGCAUCUUUGAGGUUGAGGCUCCCUCGCCCGAGGAGCUCAAGGGCCUCAGCCCUGCGGAGGUCAAAGAGAAGCUGCCCAAGUGGUUCGGAAACUUCGCCUUCCCUUACAUGAAUGGCUCCCUUCACCUUGGUCACGCGUUCACCAUGUCCAAAGUCGAGUUUGCCGCUGGAUACGAGCGUAUGCUUGGCAAGCGUGUCUUGUACCCUCUUGGGUUCCAUGCAACGGGCAUGCCGAUCAAGUCUGCCUCGGACAAAGUCAUCCGAGAAAUGGAGAUGUUCGGGGAAAACUUCGAGCGCUUCGACGAUGAGACCGGUGGUUUGAAGGAGGAGAAGGACGCCUCACAAUCGCAACAAGUGGGUAAGGCCACCAAAGGAAAACUCGCGGCAAAGUCCACCGGGCAUAAAUAUCAGUUCCAAAUCAUGGAGUCGAUUGGUAUCCCGCGGACCGAUAUCAAGAAGUUUGCCGACCCAUACUACUGGCUGGAGUUCUUCCCGCCUAUCUGCGUCAAAGACAAUGAUGCAUUUGGCUCGCGGAUAGACUGGCGACGCGCCUUCAUCACCACUGACGCCAAUCCUUACUUUGACUCUUUCGUACGAUGGCAGACGAACAAACUUCAUGCUCUUGGAAAAAUCAAGUUUGGAGAGCGUUACACCAUCUACAGUCCCAAAGACGGUCAGCCUUGCAUGGACCACGACCGGUCAGAGGGAGAGGCGCUCGGUCCCCAAGAAUACACUGGCAUCAAGCUGGAAGUUCGCGAGUGGAGCGAGGCGGCGAAGAAGCUUGUUGAGGGAAAGCUUGGAGGUCGCAAGGUGUCUAUGGUUGCUGCUACCCUGCGGCCAGAGACUAUGUACGGUCAGACUAACUGCUUUGUCGGAACCGCCAUCAAGUAUGGUGUUUUCGUCGUCAACGAUCAAGAAGCGUUCCUCUGCACGUAUCGCGCUGCUCGCAACAUGGCUUUCCAGGGUCUCUUGUCGGGACGUGGAGAGAUCCAGCAGAUCCUGGAGAUCGAUGGAACUGACCUUGUUGGUACCAAGGUUUCUGCUCCCUUCUCAGUAAACCCCGAGGUAUAUGUCCUGCCCAUGGACAACGUUCUCCCUACAAAGGGUACUGGUGUCGUUACCUCCGUCCCUUCCGACUCUCCAGAUGACUACCAGACCCUGAUGGAUCUGCGCAAGAAGGCAGAGUUCUACAAGAUUGACCCCAAAUGGGCUGCUUUCGAGCCAGUCGCCGUACUCUCCACGCCAACCUAUGGCGAGAUGACCGCUCCCGCUCUGGUCCAGAAGUUGAAGAUCCAGUCGCAGAAAGACACGAAGCAACUCGCGGAGGCAAAGGAAAUAUCGUACAAGGAAGGCUUCUACUCGGGCACGAUGGUUAUCGGAGAGUUCAAGGGACUGUCGGUGCAGGACGCUAAGCAGAAGGUCAGGGACAGCAUGAUUGCUAAAGGUGCUGCGUUUGCCUACGCCGAGCCCGAGGGCUUGGUCAUCUCUCGCAGUACAGACGAGUGUGUCGUCGCGCUGAUGGACCAGUGGUACCUUGAUUAUGGUGAAGCCUCGUGGCGGGCGGAGACUGAGAAGUUGGUGGCCAAGAUGGAGAUGUAUACUACAGAAACGCGUAAUGCCUUUGAGGCAACCCUUGCCUGGCUGAACCAGUGGGCAUGUGCUCGCACUUACGGCCUCGGCUCUAAGCUGCCCUGGGAUCCUCAGUUCCUCGUGGAGAGUCUGAGUGACUCAACCGUUUACCAGGCCUACUACCCCUUCGCUCAUCUGUUGCACAAGGAUUACUUCGGCCGCGAAAUCGGACCCUUGGGUAUCACGCCUGACCAGUUGACGGACGAGGUUUGGGAGUAUAUCUUCCGCGACGGACCUUGGCCCGAUCCCGCGCCGCUGCCAAAGGAGAAGGUGGACAAGAUGAAGCACGAAUACAACUACUUCUACCCCUUCGACCUCCGUUCGUCCGGAAAGGAUUUGGUGCCGAACCAUCUUACCUUCUGCUUGUACAAUCACGUCGCACUGUUCCCUGAGGAGAAAUGGCCACUGAGCAUGCGUACAAACGGACAUCUGAUGCUCAACGGCAAGAAAAUGUCGAAGAGCACGGGUAAUUCGCUGACCCUCAAGGAGAGCGUGGAGAAGUUCGGUGCGGACGCGACGCGUUUGGCGUUGGCAGAUGCUGGUGACAGUGUUGAAGACGCCAACUUCGAUGAGAAGACUGCAAACGCUCAGAUUCUUCGGAUACACACACUGCUGAGUUGGUGCGAGGACAUGCUCAAGCCUGAGGCCAAGCUGAGAACCGGCCCCAAGAAUUCAUACCAUGAUCGCGUUUUUGAGGAGGAAAUCAACGACCUCCUCAGCACAACGAAGGGUCAUUACGGACACAUGCAUUACAAGGAUGCGCUGAAGUACGGCUACUACGAGUUCCAAAGCGCCCGUGACUGGUAUCGUGAAGUCACCGCUGACAUUGGUAUGCACGCCGACCUCGUCAAGUACUGGAUCCGCACUGCCGCUCUCCUCGUCGCCCCAAUCGCGCCUCAUCUCGCCGAGCAUAUCUGGACUGGUAUUCUGAAGGAAGCCAAGUCCGUGCAACUGGCUCGUUGGCCCGAGCCAUCCAAGCCUGUUGACAAGACUAUCGUUGAGACCGGCGCGUACAUGCGCACGACGGUCAAGACGAUCCGUGACGCUGAGACCAACUUGCUGAAGAAGAUCCAGAAGGGAAAGAAGGGCAAGGGUGGCGAGGACGCGCCGUUCGAUCCUAAGAAACCCAAGAGCGUUCAUGUUUACGUCGCGACCAAGUUCCCGGAGUGGCAGGAUGCGUGCGUGCAGGCGGUCAAGGACGCAUAUGAUGAGAAGGCGAACAAAGUUGAUGAUGCUAAGGUCCGCGAAAUCCUUGCUCAGAAGGGCCUCAUCAAGGACAAGCGCGCGAUGCCUUUCAUUCAGCUGUUCAAGAAACGGAUGGCUGAGUUCGGAGCACAGACCGCUUUCCGGAGAGGGCUACCGUUCUCCGAAUCGGAAGUGUUGACGCAGUUCCUGCCAUAUUUGAAAAAGUCUUUGAACUUGGUCGGUGCAGAUGUUAUGUUUGUUGACGAGGCUCUGGCAAGGGAGGGUCCGGGUUACUCAAAGGCCAUCAUCGAGACUUCAGAACCAGGCGCUCCGGCGUUUGAAUACUAUAAUGUCUGAGUCUACACCAUUCUUUCCGCCACCAUUCUUUCCGCGACGUCGCUAAUUUGUUUGCUUUACAUACUUACAUUAGAAUAUAUGUAGAAGAGAGUAUUAAUACACAGGAAUUUUGUGUCAACAUCGCC
This is a messenger RNA of Coniophora puteana RWD-64-598 SS2, 3511 nucleotides long. Its product is annotated as leucine-tRNA ligase. Lineage: Eukaryota; Fungi; Basidiomycota; Agaricomycetes; Boletales; Coniophoraceae. Bases 126 to 3386 code for a protein of 1086 amino acids. Gene Ontology annotation, molecular function: aminoacyl-tRNA deacylase activity; ATP binding; leucine-tRNA ligase activity. Gene Ontology annotation, biological process: leucyl-tRNA aminoacylation. The record is from RefSeq and is a predicted model, not a curated record. The transcript has 11 exons.